AUGUCGUCGCUCGACCUCACGCGCGACUGGCUCAAGAACGUCUUACGGCCCUACCCGGGUCAUGAGCGUAUCCUAUCAGAGGUUCUCGGCCUGCUUGGCUCGUACCGCACGCUGCAGGUCAAGACAGAUGCCUUCACCUUCGAUUCCGGACAAACGGCACUGCUUCUCCUUCUACAUGGCACGUUGCCCAUCAACUACCGCGGCGCGACGUACCAGAUCCCCGUCCACGUCUGGGUGCCCCACGAAUAUCCCCGCCGGGCGCCGAUGACAUUCGUUGUGCCGACAGCGGGGAUGGGUGUACGCAAGAGCCGUGAAGUAGAUCCGGGAGGCCGUGUGCGAGAGGAGGUCGUCGAGCAUUGGUGGUCGAGCUGGCCGACCUCUAACCGCACAAUCCCAGCGCUCCUUACGAAGCUCACCGAGAUCUUCUCCGCUGCGCCUCCAGUCUACGCUAAGCCUCCAGAGCGGCCGUCCUCCCAGCCACGCUCACCGGCCCAAUCACAAGCGUCAACGCAACCCGCGCCACCGCCGCGAUCAUAUACUAACGGCGAGGUGCUGCCUGGCUAUGCGCGUCAGUCCCAACCAUCCUCAAGUGACCGAACGUCUCCCCCACCCACUACGCCGCCCGUCCCCCUUCGGCCUGGGCAGGUGCCGCCGCUCCCACAGCGGCCGCAGUUCCCUCCUCCACGCGCGAACACGCAGAGCCCUUCGUUCUCACCUGCGUCUUCGGCAGGCGGUGCGCUGUUGAAUGCGACACCUGUGUCGCUGCCGCCGUUUGGGCAGCCUCCGCACCCCGGCCACCCAGGCCAGCAGUCCCCUCCCCCUCCCCCUCCCCCGCAGAUGCCACCAUAUCCAGCACAGCAGAUGUGGGGCCCACCGCCCGGUGUCCAGCAACCCCCUCUCCCGGCCCCUCCCCAAACCCAGCCCCCUCAGCACCCGCAGCCUUACGGAGCGCUGCCUGGCGUCUACGCUGCGCCUUACCAGCCUCAGCCUGGGCCUUACGCGCCGCCAGCCGGCCCCGGAUACCCGCAGCAGUACGCCCUGCCGCAGCAGCCUCCGCAGCCUCCAGCGCCCGCUCUGGCUCCUCAACGGCCUCCAGAUCUCAUGUCCUCUUCGCCCGAGACGACGACAACCGCCAUCCCCGACGACGUGGGGGACGCACCUCCCGUCCCACCGUCCAAACCACCUCCGCCGUCCGUGCUCCACCUGCACGCGGUUCUGCUUCCGCACCUCACAGCCGCCGUCCCGCCGCUCAUGCACUCUCUGCAGUCGCAGAAGGCGCACCUCGUGGAGCGGCGCGAGGACUUGGCCACAGGCGAGCCUGCAAUCCGCGAUGAGAUGGCACGCCUCGAGGCCGUCAAGAAGGUGUGCGAUGCCGUUGGAGCGCGCAUGCAGGGUGUCGUCGAGAAGGGCGAGGCGCGGGUCGCCGAGCUCGAACAGCGCGGCGACGUGAGCGUCGACGAAGUGGUGUGCAGCAUCUCGAUCGUGCAUAAUCAACUCGUCGAACUUGUGGCCGAGGACAACGCGCUCAGCGACACUAUGUACCACCUCACGCGGGCGUUAGAUGCUGAGCGCAUCGACUUGGACCGAUACCUCAAGGCUGUACGGUCACUCGCGCGCGAGCAGUACAUGAAGCGUGCCCUCAUCGAGCGCAUCCAGGAAGGUAUGGGACAGGCGUCGUGGUCAUCAUAG
Molecule: messenger RNA, 1689 nt
Organism: Cutaneotrichosporon cavernicola
Lineage: Eukaryota; Fungi; Basidiomycota; Tremellomycetes; Trichosporonales; Trichosporonaceae
Gene: STP22
Exons: 4
Coding region: 1-1689 (562 amino acids)
Biological process (GO): endosome to lysosome transport; protein modification process; protein transport
Cellular component (GO): ESCRT I complex
Molecular function (GO): ubiquitin binding
Source: RefSeq, a predicted model, not a curated record